Fonsecaea multimorphosa CBS 102226 is the source of this 1515-nucleotide messenger RNA. RefSeq lists its product as uncharacterized. The transcript has 2 exons. Bases 1 to 1515 code for a protein of 504 amino acids. Lineage: Eukaryota; Fungi; Ascomycota; Eurotiomycetes; Chaetothyriales; Herpotrichiellaceae. The record is from RefSeq and is a predicted model, not a curated record. Gene Ontology annotation, molecular function: DNA-binding transcription factor activity, RNA polymerase II-specific; zinc ion binding. Gene Ontology annotation, biological process: regulation of DNA-templated transcription.
AUGCCUGGUGCCAGGAGUAAAGGCUGCCGAACAUGCAAGCAGCGACGCAUAAAAUGUGACGAGCGCAUGCCGAUAUGCUCCCAAUGUGAGAAAAGCAAACGUCAUUGCACAGGUCCAGAUUCCCCGUUUCGAUAUCAGUACGGCUCGGCAGAACAGCGCGCACAGCUUCUUCAAGCCUUGGACGCGAUUCCCUUUGACGAGAAUGGUGGCAGCCCUUCUGUCAGUUGCUUGGAAUGGCACAAGUUCGCACAGCCUGAGGAUGCAAUACUAGAUCCUGUGGCGUCAGUCAUUCCCCUCACCCAUUCCGAGCGCCUUGCGGCAACCCUGAUCUCGGCGCUCGAAAGACCCACCGGGUUCGGUGCACGCCUGCAGCAGAUGGGCUUCGUUUUCGGCAAACUUCCACCUCGUCUGGGCCGAAGCCGGGCCCUUGACGCCGCGGUCAACUGCUUCUUGUACUCUUUUACUGCUGUCUCCAUGGGCCAGCCUCGCAACCAGGCCCUGGAAUUGGCCCGCUACUGUACUGCCAUCUCUGCGCUUCGACAAGAGCUGGCCCAGUACGACAGUGAUCGCUUACUCUCCACGACGUCUGAAACACUCUGUGCAUCGCUGCUCCUCGCUCAGUAUGAAAUCCUGAAACCCGGACCGGCUUACUCGUUCGUCACGCUGUCAGGCGGCGUCUCUGCAAUCCUCAGAGGCUGUGGCCCAAGGCGCGCUCAGUCGUCGGAGUUUGAGGCUGCAAUCUUCAUGACCCAGUACCCGACCAUCAUCACGCAGUGCCUGUUGCGCGGUGAGGAUUGCUUUCUCAGCGGAUUGGAAUGGGCCAACGCAAUGCGCAGGACUGGCGGGCCGGACUCGGAAAGUCCUGUCACAGCGGAGCUAUGGACGGUCCUUGCCAGACUGCCCGGGCUACUGGUGCGUGCCAGAGGAUUGGACCCAGAGUCGCCGUCCUCGGCCUCGUCGCCUCUCCACGCGGAGCUGCUCGCUCAGAUAUACAAAAUCCGCGCCUCAAUUGUCAUCCAAUCCGAUACUGUCACGCGCAACCUCUCCACACCGGGCGUCUACGCCACCUACCCUCGAGCCUACAGAGGCCCAUGCCCCGCCCCAAGUUUCCACCCGGAAGGCAAGCAUGAAUCGCUACAGCCGGCGAGGUACAUCAAACAAGCCACAUUCUACCACGGAUGCGUCAUCCUGAUCAACACGGUCCUCCAAGACUUCCUCUCGACUCCCAACCCCGCCCUUGCCCUCCAAACGUCACAAUCCGCAACUUACAUUCUGGAGACGCUGGACUUCGCGGCGACGACCAAGCCCUUUGGGGCCUUCUACAUGACCUUCGCAGGACCGCUGUGCUAUGGGGUGCUCGCCGACCCCCUGCAGCGGGAGACGCUGCUUGCUGGAAUGAAAUGUGUCUUUGACGAAGUCGGGAUCUUUUGGACUCAUCUGGCGAUGCAAGAGGUCUUUUACGCGCUGACCAAGGGUGGCUGGCGGAAUCAAGUAGCCUUGACGGCCCCGAGAUGA